AAUGUGGGUGCUCCUGUCCCUGGAGGGGUGUAAACAAUCACGGUCAGCUGUUUCGCUGUCAACAUAGAUUCAGAGUGGACGCCGGUAGGUUGCAUCGUAAGUUGGAGGAGUUUAGGGAAAUAUCGGCGGAAAUGGAAUUGUUUGAAAGCAAUAAUCGUAUCGAUCAUGGCGGAGCUCUGGUCGCGUUACCAAAACACAUUCCUUUCCCCGAUGUGCCGCAUAAUUCGGAAGUCGUCAAUGAGUUUAUCACGUUCCUGUUUGUGGUGUUCGCGGCUGGCAUGCAGUUUCUACACAUCUACAGGACGGCGUGGUGGCUCCCCGACUCCUAUAUAAAUCACUCAAUAAAUAUUCAUUUGAUUGAUCCGUACUUGGUGUUGUUCAUCGUUGUCAUGGCAUCUCGGAGGCUAAUCUACAGUUUAUUGAACAAAGGAAUAGAAUAUGUGUACAGCGGGAGCACGAGGAAAAUACAAAAGGUGCCAGCCAGAUUUAUGUUCGCUCUAUUAUCCAUCCAUUUGAGUUACUGUGUCCUAAAAAUUUUCCUACGACAGAAUUAUCUAUCUCCGUUCCUAUUAUUGUAUCCAUUCAUGACGUACUUUCUAAUUUUUGGGUUUCGAAUUGAACCACUAAUACGAAUAACAAAUGUGAUUGAGACGUCAUAUCUUAACGGAAUUCCAAUGCAUUGUUGCUCGACAAAUCCUUCCGUUGUACGCGACGAAAUAGAAAUGCUGAAAAACGACUUUAACGACCGCUUUAAACAAACAUUAUUCACAUCUGUGAUUAACGCAUACUAUGCAGGGUUUGUGCCGUGCUUCUUUGCCCAGAACUUUCUUUACUAUGAUGUUUUAUGGGCGACACAACAUAUAGUCUUCGUGUGGCUAAGUGGGUUUACAAUGUGCGCGAAAUUUUGUUUCCCGGCAAAGUAUUGUGAUGUUCUUCAUCGGGCAGCACUACAUCUGGGCCAAUGGACACGGAUAGAUGGACGUUCAAAUAAUAAUCAGCCUCCUGCUACGUGGUCUAAGACUGUGGCGUGGCCUACGGGCAGUGUAGUGAGGUACAACGGGGAGUUGUACAAAUCGACUGGUCCAGUUACAUUGGCCAUUCCUGGAGAUGUGACUCAUUAUAGAUUCUAUAAAUUAUUUAACAACCCGUCCAUAUUUUAUAUGGUGCUGACGUCAGUUCAAAUGUUUCUUGUCAUGCUGCAAAUUCUGCUGCUUUGCUUCUCGGUGGAGUGGCAUAAUAUUUUAUCUUUGAGUUUUCUAACGCUAACGAACCAUCAUACAUUGUUUAAGCUUGUACGCGAUUAUUUGGUGACGCAAAAAGUUUAUGCCGCGGAGACAUCUAUUUAUGAGAAAUUGAAUGCUCAUUUUAACUGAAUAUUGCUUGAACAGGUUGUUUUU
Hermetia illucens (black soldier fly) is the source of this 1397-nucleotide messenger RNA. Its product is annotated as transmembrane protein 39A. Lineage: Eukaryota; Metazoa; Arthropoda; Insecta; Diptera; Stratiomyidae. Gene Ontology annotation, cellular component: membrane. The transcript is spliced from 5 exons. The coding region runs from base 132 to 1373 and encodes 413 amino acids. The record is from RefSeq and is a predicted model, not a curated record.